UCCAAUAACAAUGAGCCUGGAGUGCUCCCUUCCCUGCAGGUUUGUGAUGAGAGGCAUUGCCUGCACAAUCACAAAAGCUCCACCAGUGCAAUGAAGCUACAAUGGUUACAUCGCAUCUCCAGCUCUGUCGACGCUGGCAGGGGCACUACGCUAAGCACGCAACUUGCUUAAUUGAGCUUUCCUUGUGGCAGGGGCAGUCAUGGCGCCCCUUGACAGGCCGCACCUGCAUUCCAGAACGAUUGUUCCCCUCAGCUUCUAGUCUGCCCUUUCGCGCUUCCUAUCUCUCGUUUCAUGCUUCUGAUCCCCUUUGAAAUGGCCUUUUGGAGCUCUAUCUCGCUCCUUUGGGCCCUGCCUCUCGUUCUGGCCUCGUCUGACCCUCUCUCUGAAGUGACUGGUGACUAUGAUGUUCUCCAAUAUGUCAAUCCGCUCAUUGGGAGCGCCAAUGGAGGAAAUGUUUUCGCUGGUGCGACAAUUCCCUAUGGUAUGGCUAAAGCCGUAGCCGAUACCGAUUCGCAGAACAAUCAAGGAGGCUUUGCGUUCGACGGCAGUCGUAUCACCGGCUUUUCCAGUCUGCACGAUUCUGGCACCGGCGGCCAGCCCUCUCUUGGGAACUUUCCUCUUUUCCCAUACACAAGCUGUCAAAAUGACGAUGUCAAUGGCUGCCUGUAUCCCAAGAAGGAGCGAAAGACAAGCUACGACCCUGCUUCGGUUCAUUCCAGCCCGGGAUAUUUUGGUUUGACUAUGAGCUCUGGGAUCCAGGUCGAUAUGACGGCAACCCACCAUACGUCUUUAUUCCGGUUCCGCUUCCCCGUCAAUGCGUCGUCGAGUCCUCUUAUCUUGCUGGAUCUUUCCGACUUGUCCGACACCCGCCAGGACAACGGGUCUAUCUCCGUCGAUGCCAAAACAGGACGCAUGACUGGCCACGCGCGAUUCUUGCCAAGCUUUGGAAGUGGUUCCUACGUGCCGUACUUUUGUGCUGAUUACCAGAGCACGUCCGAGAUUAGAGACACCGGGAUCUUUGUGGAUGCGCGAGCCAGUACGGAAGUUAAGACCCUCACGAUAUCGCGCAGCAUAAACGGCUACCCCCUGCCGGGCGGUGCCUUUAUACGCUUUCGUCCCGCAUCCGAAAACACGAUUCAAGCCCGCGUGGGUCUAAGCUUCAUCAGCAGCGAAAAGGCUUGUCAGAAUGCGGAGGCCGAACUUGCCGACUUUGAUUUCAAUAAGACUCAUGCGGCAGCGGUCAAGUUAUGGACCGAGAAGAUGGCGCCGAUUCGGGUAUCUAGGAACGGGGUAAACUCAACGACCUUGACCAAUUUCUACAGUGGGAUCUACCGGACGAUGGUCAAUCCGCAAGAUUACACGGGAGAGAAUCCGUUGUGGGAGAGCAAGGAGCCAUACUUUGACUCAUUCUAUUGCCUCUGGGAUUCCUUUCGGUCCCAGCUCCCAUUCCUGACGAUCUUCGAUCCUGCCUCGGUAACCCGGAUGGUUCGCUCUCUGAUUGAUACCCAAAGACAUCUCGGAUGGCUACCUGACUGCCGCAUGUCUCUUUGUAAAGGGUUCACGCAGGGCGGCUCAAACGCGGAUGUCGUGCUGGCAGAUGCAUAUGUCAAGAAUCUCACCGAUGGGAUUGACUGGGAAGCUGGGUAUGCAGCAGUGCAGAAGGAUGCCGAAGAGGAGCCGUUCGACUGGUCCAACGAGGGCCGGGGAGGAUUGCAGAGCUGGAAGGCACUAAACUACAUUCCCGUGGAGGACUUUGACUUCAUUGGCUUUGGGACGCUGACACGCAGCAUAUCCCGCACGCUAGAGUAUGCCUACAACGACUUCACCAUUGCUCAGAUGGCCCGAGGGUUGGGCAAGACGAGCGAUGCGGAGAAAUACGAGAGCACCGCGAAGUAUUGGCAGAACCUCUUCCGCGCAGACCAGACCUCAUUCCUCAACGGCACAAAUACAGGUUUCACGGGCUUUUUCCAGCCGAAAUACCUGAAUGGCACAUGGGGAUAUCAGGAUCCUCUAACAUGUUCCAACAUCGACACAAGCGGACGAUCCUGCUCUCUGCAGAACAACGCCGCGGAAACCUUUGAAUCUAGCAUCUGGGAAUAUCAAUUCUUCGUUCCUCACGACAUGUCCACCCUCGUCACCCUCCUCGGCGGGCCAGAUCGCUUUACUGCUCGCCUCGACUACCUCCACGACCGCGGCAUCACAUACAUCGGCAACGAACCCGCCUUCCUCACUGUCUUCCAGUACCACUACGCCGGCCGGCCCGGUAAAUCCACCCAGCGCGCCCACGCCUACAUCCCUGCGUUCUUCAACCCCACGCCCACCGGCCUCCCCGGCAACGACGAUUCGGGUGCCAUGGGUUCCUUCGUCGCCAUGACCAUGAUGGGUUUGUUCCCCAACCCCGGCCAAAACGUGUAUCUGAUCACUGCGCCGUUCUUCGAGAGCGUCAACAUCACGUCUCCGGGUACGCGGAAAACGGCCCGCGUGCGCACGAUCGGUUUUGAUCCAAGCUACCAGGCUGUGUUCAUCCAGUCGGCGACGUUGGAUGGACAGCCGUACAACAAGAGCUACGUGGGUCAUGAUUUCUUUACAGAGGGGAGGGAGUUGGUGUUGUGGUUGGGGAGGAAUGAGAGUUCGUGGGGAACGGGGGCCGGGGAUCUGCCGCCGAGUUUGGGGACGGAGGGAGACGCGACGUUGAAUUUUCGGGGGGUUUAA
Messenger RNA from Aspergillus saccharolyticus JOP 1030-1, 2712 nucleotides. RefSeq names its product glycoside hydrolase family 92 protein. Lineage: Eukaryota; Fungi; Ascomycota; Eurotiomycetes; Eurotiales; Aspergillaceae. The record is from RefSeq and is a predicted model, not a curated record. Bases 292 to 2712 code for a protein of 806 amino acids. Gene Ontology annotation, biological process: protein quality control for misfolded or incompletely synthesized proteins; glycoprotein catabolic process; protein deglycosylation. Gene Ontology annotation, molecular function: carbohydrate binding; peptide-N4-(N-acetyl-beta-glucosaminyl)asparagine amidase activity. Gene Ontology annotation, cellular component: cytosol; nucleus. The transcript has 7 exons.